This is a messenger RNA of Tetranychus urticae (two-spotted spider mite), 1125 nucleotides long. RefSeq lists its product as uncharacterized. Lineage: Eukaryota; Metazoa; Arthropoda; Arachnida; Trombidiformes; Tetranychidae. The record is from RefSeq and is a predicted model, not a curated record.
AGUUUUACCGGUCAACCAAACUCCUUACUAUCAUUGCGUUUUCAUUGCGUAACAAUUUACAUUGGGUUUUGGCCCAUGGCUGUCAAAGACCAUCAACAUUCACUCAAAGAUUGGCGAAGGCAAAUGCAUCUCAAAAGUGGUCAUUAGCUUUUCUUGUUGUGAUCAUUGGACUGGUUUUAAUAUCAUCAUUAGUACAUCAUUUUGGGUUGUAUUUCACAUUCAAUUGCUUCUGGUUGAAGUAUUUCGCUAUUCAAGAAACUCAUACAAAUCUGAUCAAUGGCCAUAAAAAAGCACGAAUCUUCAUACUCGAUCAAAUGCGUAUUUUGAUUUCUUUCAUAUUCUUGCUUAUUCAUUACUUUGGUUUGAUUCCCAUGUCAAAGUUAAUCUACAUGGCAGAAAGUUUGGAUACAAUAACUUACUAUGCAAGUGGAUGGGGCUUCCAACCAGUUAAUAGUGAUUGGAUUUACAGUGGCAUGAUUUAUGUCGGAGGAUCAGCCAUUGGGUUACAGCUAUGGGCAACAAUAAAACCCGAAACAUCAUUUUCAACUUACGUUAAAUUGUUAAUCAAACGAUUAGUUUUGUAUUGGCCAGUUUUGAUGGUUACAGUGGCAAUGAAAAUUGUGCUACCAUUAUUUGUUUUUGGUUUAUUCACUGCACACUGAAUCGUGAUCAAAUGUUUGUAGUAAUAACUUUUGGACUCUAUUGCUGCAUAUUAACAAUUACCAGAACGUUUAUGGAUUUUUCACUCAAAUAACAUUGUUAACAGAUUAGCCGGUUACUCUAAAGAACAUUUAUCGCAAGCAUAACACAAUAUUUCGGUUCUAAACUAAUUUUUGUUUGGAGACAUAACAUAUGCUUUAACCCGUAAAAUAAUAUGCACACUUGGAUUGCCUUUUCUGUUCGUACCGCUUACCAAGGGUAAAUACGACGAUAAAAAGCUUGAUGCUAAUGAUAAUAGCAUCGAUGGACCAAAGGAAAAUAACCAAAUAACUCAUUGUAUUUCAAGAAGAAACAAUCACCCCUCAAGUAUCAAACUUUUAUCACACCGGAGUUCAGUUUAUCAAAUACAUCCACAUUUGUCACGCCAUUCCCAUUGUGAUACAUUAUAUUUUUACGCAGGAAUGU